Molecule: messenger RNA, 483 nt
Organism: Acanthosepion pharaonis
Lineage: Eukaryota; Metazoa; Mollusca; Cephalopoda; Sepiida; Sepiidae
Source: the annotation of a GenBank genome assembly
AUGAAAACAUUAUCGCCUCAUUUUAUCGCAUUUCUUUCAUUCUUUCCUUCUUUCUUUCUUUUUUUCUUUCUUUCUUUCUUUAUUUAUUUCCUUCUUUCUUCUUUCUUUCCUUCUUUCUUUCUUUCCUUCUUUCCUUCUUUCCUUCUUUCUUUCUUUCUUUCCUUCUUUCUUUCCUUCUUUCUUUCUUUCUUUCUUUAUGUAUUUCCUUAUUUCCUUCUUUCUUUCUUUCUUUAUUUCCUUCUUUCCUUCUUUAUUUCUUUCUUUCCUUCUUUCUUUCUUUCCUUCUUUCCUUCUUUCUUUCUUUCCUUCUUUCUUUCUAUCUUUCUUUCUUUCAUUCAUAUUAUUAUUAUUUUCUUUAUCUCUCUGUCCGUGUAUCCCUAUCUAUCUAUCUAUCUAUCUAUCUAUCUAUCUAUCUAUCUAUCUUCUUUUCGUCCUUUACCUAUCUAUCUAUCUUCUAUGCUGUGUUUCGCUACCCCCGGGUAG